Molecule: messenger RNA, 956 nt
Organism: Hermetia illucens (black soldier fly)
Lineage: Eukaryota; Metazoa; Arthropoda; Insecta; Diptera; Stratiomyidae
Product: MIT domain-containing protein 1
Exons: 4
Coding region: 162-866 (234 amino acids)
Source: RefSeq, a predicted model, not a curated record
CUCAUAGACCUGUCAGAGUCGCUCGUGACACCUCGUCAGCUGUGAUGUAACCAAAACCUCCUAGUUACCGUCCUUCCCUCCGCUUUUAUCGCCUUCUCAGAGCGUUCGUUUUAGUGCCUAAAGUUAAGUUCAAUGUUUUGCGAUUUCGCAAGUAACCAGAGAUGAAUGCGAAAGACAUUUUGACGCGCGCGGUCGAAUAUGACGUUGCUGGCCGACGCUUGGAAGCCCUCAAACUUUACGAAGAUGGAAUCGAGGAGUUGCUCCAAAGUAGCAAACGCCAUGCCGAUCCAAACACGCGACUUCACUUCCGCAAAAGGAUCGAGGAGUACAUGGGUCGCGCGGAGAAAAUAAAGAAAGAAAUCUUGCGAUACUCGACGCUGGGCGAAAUCGUGGACCGGAUGCAUAUCAUGGAAGGCCUGACGGGCUACGACUAUGAGAGGAUAUUCGGGAAGUAUCUGAACCAGGACGUCCACGAGAUUGAAAUUGAGGAGCCGUACACAAAGGAGAACUACCAGCUCUUGAAUCUAGUGAAAUUCCUCGAGCUGGCCAUCAAAAAAUGCUUCAAUUUAAAGUUCGUGAAACUCUCGACUGGCAGGGACGAUCGACCCGGCAGUGAGCAGCAGAAGGCCCUCGAUUCGCUGCAGACAGACCUGAAAAAUCGGCUGAUAUCCUUCGUUGUUGAUUUCCGCACAAACAUGCACGACAGACAGAUCAUUUUAAGCAACGGUUUCAUCAUCAAAAUCGGCCGCGGUCUGCACAUCUUCAAGCCCACGGGGAGCAGGUACGUGAUUGGGUUCAUGGACUACCAUUUUAGGCAGUGCCUGGAGACCAACGUGGACAUCUUCAAGUGCAAGCAAAACAUUUAAUUAUUUUACACAGAGAUUUUUACAAUGACAUAUAUUUUCAAAGAUUUUGUAUAAGAAAUAAAGUUUUUACUGGAGAAAGUUGAAAUUAUU